Molecule: messenger RNA, 6445 nt
Organism: Anarrhichthys ocellatus (wolf-eel)
Lineage: Eukaryota; Metazoa; Chordata; Actinopteri; Perciformes; Anarhichadidae
Gene: kcnh4b
Product: potassium voltage-gated channel, subfamily H (eag-related), member 4b
Exons: 16
Coding region: 1798-5496 (1232 amino acids)
Biological process (GO): potassium ion transmembrane transport; regulation of membrane potential
Cellular component (GO): plasma membrane
Molecular function (GO): voltage-gated potassium channel activity
Source: RefSeq, a predicted model, not a curated record
AGUUUCAAACCCAUGAUGUUACAGGAAGGUUUAAAACAAUUAGUCUUGACUGUUGUGUUAAUUUUAAAUUGAGGAUGCUGAAAGGUCUAAAUAUAGUUUCAAAAUGAUAUAUUGUCGUUGGUAAGGCUUCAAGCUUCUGGGACAAUCUACACCACCUAAGCACUGUUGUUGGAUUCGUCCUCGAGCUCCACAUAAAUCACAGUGACGACUCAUAAUUCAGUUAAACUCAGACCCUUCCUCCUACUGAAAACCUUAUUGUCCACUUUAAAAUGAACAGAAUCAAAGUCUUCUGCCUAUUUGCUAAAACCUUCUGCAAAUAGCUUGUGAACAUUUUCAAAUGGACAAAUUAUCUCAAUGCAUUUCAACUAAACCGGAAAGAAACAUCCCCUAAUUAUCAGGUUUGUCAAUGUACUUUAAAAUGAUAAUAUUUGAUGACAUUAAUUGAAUUAAUAGUAGCAUAAUCUUUCCCCUGAUUACUGUAAAAUCUGCUGUUGACAAAAUGAACACGAUACGAGAAACAAUUGUUCCUGUUACUUCACUAUCGAGAAGUAUUUCCUAAGUUGUGUUGUUUGUUGGGUCAAAGUGAGUUAAGACGCGGCUUUCCUUUGGUGUGUUUAGCACCAAGUCCUCAUGAAAAACAUCUCCAGGCUUAUCCUUUUAAUCCGCUCUUAGCGGCUUUUAUCCCAGAGCCUUAAUUCUCUCAUGAGGAUACUGUAGGGGCUGGGAGGGCAACAGUGACCAGCUCCAUCCAGCAGAGACGAUUGUAAAAAAACAAUACUCUAGGAAUGGUAUUUUUAGGGCUACAGUCCUCAUGCCUUCACACAGCAAAGUAAAUACGUAAGAAAAACAAGUCUGAAUAUGUCUUCCCCCUCCACACACACACACACACACACACACACACACACAUACACACUUUCACAAUGUCCCUUGAGUCAGACAUGACAGAACAGCACAAUGGCACACAGUCCAACUGAAUACAAUAGCCUGCAUGGACCGACAUGCAGACAUGCACACAAAAGCCAUGUGCCAAUAGUUGCACUAUGGGGUGUAAUGGUGCUGUCAGCUGCUCCAAAAGCACCCUCUCUCUCCCUCCCUCCACUCUCUCUCCCUCUCUCUCUCUCUCUCUUUCUCUGAAAACUGGUCCCCAUAGAGGAUGCCAGCAUCUCAUUGGCUGGGGCAUCACAGGAGUGGAUGGGAGCAGGAGCGAGAGAGAAAGAGAGGGAGAGAGAGAGAGAGAAAGCUCAAGAAGAUGCAACUACUCUGGCACAGCAUCUUGACAGAGCUCUGAGCGGAGGGAUGCAAGGUGUAGACACAAGCACUGUCAAUUUUUGUCUUGCACAUUCUGGGUCCUCCUGUAGAUGGAAGAAGCAGUGGACUUGCUCCACGUUGCUGCUGAAAUGAGCCCUCCGGCUGAAAGGUGCAGACGAGCAACAGCUGGGCUGACAGAGCUGAAGCUCUUUGGAUCUCAGCGUCACCUGGACUUGAUCUCUCCUUGCUGACUGAGCAGCUGCUGGUCAUUGCUUCUCUUAAUUUCUACUUAUCUAGGCUACCCACACCUUAACCUCUGCGUUGUUGGAGUGCGUUAAUUUAGUCUUCCCCGACAGCACUAUUGUCUUUGGGAGAGGCGUCGCUUGGAGAAGGGUGGCAGCUUUGACUGUAAAUGUGUGUCCCCGCCGGCACUGGAUUGUCACCCUCAAAGUCUCCUGCACCAGCUGAGAGCCCCUGGAAGCCACCUGCUGUGCCUCUGGGAUGGUGUGACCUCCAGCCAGCUGUUGGCCGCCCCACAUCUGGGUCAAGAUGCCAGUGAUGAAGGGCCUCCUGGCCCCACAGAACACCUUUCUGGACACCAUCGCUACGCGCUUCGAUGGCACCCACAGUAAUUUCCUGUUGGGUAACGCUCAGGGCCACCGCGGCUACCCCAUCGUCUACUGCUCAGACGGCUUCUGCGAACUGACGGGCUUCACGAGAACCGAGGUGAUGCAGAAGAACUGCAGCUGCCGCUUCCUGUACGGGACCGACACCAGCGAGCACGUGGCCCAUCAGAUGGAGAAGGCCCUGGAGGGCCGAGAAGAGUACCAGGCCGAGGUCCACUUCUACAAGAAGAAUGGCGUGGCCUUCUGGUGUUUGCUAGACAUCGUGCCCAUAAAGAAUGAGAAGGGCGAAAUGGUUCUCUUCCUCUUCUCAUUCAAGGACAUCUCUGACACCUAUGGAAGGGGCCACCACAACAGCAAGAAGGAGGGGUCAGAGGACAAGAGGCGCAGGAGGAAGAGCAGCGCCCACUUCGUCGAGGCCAGGAAGCGUGGACGCACCAUGUUGUACCAGCUGACCAGCCAGUUCUCGCGGGGAGGCAAACGAGAAGUCAACCUGGGUGGCAGCAUGAUCAACAAGCCUUCAAUACCGGAGUACAAGGUGGCAGCGGUGCAGAAGUCGCGCUUCAUUCUGCUCCACUACAGCAUCUCUAAAGCCCUGUGGGACUGGCUCAUUCUGCUGGCCACCUUCUAUGUGGCUGUCACCGUGCCCUACAACGUCAGCUUCACGCCGUACGAUGACACCGUCACAGCUGCGCGCUCCACCAUUGUCAGCGACAUUGUGGUGGAAAUGCUCUUUAUUAUAGACAUCAUCUUAAACUUCCGCACCACCUAUGUGAGCCAGUCAGGGCAGGUGGUGUACGAGGCGCGCUCCAUUUGCAUUCAUUACGCCACCACCUGGUUCUUUGUGGACCUGGUGGCUGCCCUGCCCUUCGACCUGCUGUAUGCCUUCAACAUCACAGUGACCUCCCUCGUCCACCUGCUUAAAACGGUACGCCUGCUACGCCUCCUUCGUCUGCUGCAGAAGCUGGAUCGCUAUUCCCAGUACAGCGCCAUGGUGCUGACCUUGCUCAUGUCUGUGUUUGCCCUGCUGGCACACUGGAUGGCCUGCAUCUGGUACAUGAUUGGACGUAAAGAGAUAGAGACCAAUGAGACCUGGGACAUUGGGUGGCUUCAUGAGCUGGGCAAACGUCUUGAGACACCCUACAUCAACAGCACGGUGGGCGGCCCGACAGUGCGCAGCUCCUACAUCGCUGCCCUUUACUUUACCCUCAGCAGCCUGACCAGUGUGGGCUUCGGCAAUGUCUGUGCCAACACCGAUGCUGAGAAGAUAUUCUCCAUCUGCACCAUGCUCAUCGGCGCACUGAUGCACGCCCUGGUCUUCGGUAACGUGACGGCCAUCAUUCAGCGUAUGUACUCUCGGCGCUCUCUCUAUCACACACGCAUGACGGACCUGAAGGACUUCAUCCGUGUCCACCGCCUGCCCCAGCAGAUCAAACAGCGCAUGCUGGAGUACUUCCAGACCACAUGGUCUGUCAACAAUGGCAUAGAUGCCAACGAGCUCCUGCAUGACUUCCCUGAUGAGCUGCGGGCCGACAUCGCCAUGCAUCUGAAUAAGGACAUCCUCCAGCUGCCGGUCUUUAAGGGGGCCAGUCGUGGCUGCCUGCGCUCGCUCUCCCUCCAUAUAAAAACCUCCUUCUGUGUCCCUGGGGAGUACCUCAUCCGUCAGGGGGACGCGCUGCAUGCCAACUACUUUGUCUGCUCCGGGUCCCUGGAGGUGCUGAAAGACAGCAUGGUGCUGGCAAUAUUAGGAAAAGGGGACCUGAUUGGGUCUGACCUGCCUGGAACCGACCAGGUGAUCAAGACCAAUGCUGAUGUGAAGGCGCUGACCUAUUGUGACCUCCAGUACAUCAAUGUGCGCGGUCUGAAAGAGGUGCUGGAACUCUACCCUGAGUACGCCACUGUGUUCACCUCUGACAUCCACAACAACCUCACCUACAACCUGCGUGAGGGCAGCCAGGACGAGGGUCUCAGCAGGUUUUCAAGGUCACCCAGGCUUCCCCACGAAGCCAGGCUCCCCUCUAUGGUGGAAACUAAGGGGGAUGACCCGGACGACUCCUUCCACCUCUCUCCAGCUACCCGCUCCCGUCGCAACCUCCUGCUUCCCAACUUCAGCAGCCCUGUUCGGCGUACCUCACUGGGGAACCUCCUGGGGGAUGAGUUGCGGCAAUUCAACGCCCUGCGGCGCUGCCGUUCACCAAACCUCAGCCGCGGCAUCCACGGGCAGUGCUCAUCCCCUCAGCCACCGUCGAAAAAAGAGCACAGCUCCCCGAAAGUCACAACGGCCUCAACUUCAGCCCAGGGGGAGUCGGGGGCCGAGAAAAAGCCUUCAAAGCUGCUUAUCCCAACCGUCACCUGCUUUGGACCGCCAGAUCUUAGUCCCAGGGUGGUAGACGGCAUCGAAGACAAUGGACACGCGUUCCACUUCAACGUGGAGCACAGCAGGCCCAAUGCCAGCACGGGAGGCAGCACCCAAGACUCCACACAGGUUAACUCCACUCUGCUGCUUGAGACAGAGGAGGUCAGACGGAGCAUCGGUCAACUCAACCAAAAGAUGGGCACAUUAAACCAGGAAGUAUCUGAACUCACCAAGGACCUGCACCACAUGAUGCAUCUCCUUCAGGCCCACAUAUCUGUGCAACACUACAAAGCCUCCCUUCCUUCAUACCCAUAUGGCAUCCAAAUGGUGUCCAACCCGUCUACAGUCCCCAACACUGGCAUGCCCUUUAACUUAGCUCCAACCUUCCACCCCAAUAACAAUCCUGGGAGCCAGGAAGGCCACAGCCAGCGAAGCGUUGCACCCGCUGGCCACUGGAACUACAGUGGAGCUGCUGAAACCCAAACAGAUAGCCAGCACUGGCCUCAAUGCUCUAGUCCACCUGCCAACUCCUGUCUGCCCCUCUCUGUAAACUCUGCAUCCAGGUUAGGCCCGUGUCACAGCUCUGAGAGCAUGACAACACAUCUGUGGACAAGCCCGUCUCCUCUCAGAGCCAGCCCAGGCUUCCAGGGUGGAAGUCCAGGCCUCGCACCUCAUGCUGGGUAUGAAGACUCUGACAACAGGCUUGUCGGUGCUAGCCCGACCAUCAUCAGCCAGUCCCAGCCUACUUUGUGCCUGCAGCCUCCCAGUGAUAGUGAUGAAUACUCUUGCCUUUUGUCCGGUGUCCCUACAGGUACGUCCACACACAGCCUGCUGGACUCGUCACCCAGUUCGUACCCCCAUCUCUCCCUGCACUCCGAAUCCCAUCUUAACUUAUCACAAGCCUCACAUGAGGACAUUUGCGUUCUGAUAUCCGCCCCAACAUCCCAUAAUGUGAUCCAGGACACCUCCCUCUUCCAAAUCGAGGACUCACACCCCUCGGUCCACCCUGUGUCUGCAUCUCCACCCAUGUUGCCAGGCCACCCUCUUGGAUCCUCCCUGGAUUCAGCCUCACAGCGAUCGGAUGCUCUCGAGCCUGAUCUUCCACUGGGCGACCCAUCUGCCAUAGAACACACCAGUCUGGAGUGCCUACUGGGGAAUGGGGGCUCUAUGGAGAGCAGGGACAGUGAAAGCGUGUCAUCGCGAAGGUCCAGCAUUGGUGUUCAGACUCUGAGCACAGAGCAGUCGUGGUGUCUGGACCUCACAGAUUAAACUGUUUCAGGGUUAGACUCACUGACUUCACUACAACUUGGGGGGGGGGGGAGUUAUAGACAUGCAACUACUUACAGUGUUAAAGAGACCCUGCUGGAGAAUGUCAACGUGUGCUGUAUUUAAUAACUUAAUUUCUUAACUUAAUUUGUCAAACUCCACACAAUUUACACCAUUUCUAUGCAAAAGCAUGUCAUUUGUGCAUUAUCUUGGAUUUACUGAAGUGUGUCUUUAAAUAAAAGAGUUCCAGUGUAUACUGUAUAUUUUUGUCCAACGUCCCUUAGAGCAAUUUGCGGUUGAUAAUGCUUGUUACCUCCUUGCAUGGUAAAGUUGUUUAUUCUUUUUCCUAAGGAAAAGGUUUCCAAAAUAAUGUGUACGCAUUCUACAUGACAACCUGUUGAUUGUGGUUCACAGAUACUGUGUUUGUAGACAGACGGCUCAGAGGGGUUGGAUGUUUUAAUAUGUGAAGGAACAAAAAUGACACAUUGCACAUAGGGACGAGAGUAUGUGCAUCAUUGAGCAUAGAUUGUUUAUUGUUUUGAAUUGAAUGUUUUUCUCACUUCAGCAUUUUUUAUUUGUGAGUUCUUGGACUAUGAAUAUCUACAAUCCAAUCUCCACUAAGCAGUACAUCAUUUAUGAUUUCAAGAAAAUUCCAUUGAAUGUCUCCAGUUUUAUGAGAUUUUAAGACAUUUCUUAUUGUUUUCCACACCAAGGCAUAGUCCUGUGAAAUAAUGUCUUUCUUACAGAUCUAUAGUUAUAUAAACACAACAUAGCUGUUGAUAAAUAAACAUAAAUAAAUACAUAUUUAGAUGAAAAGAGGGUCCCAUGAAAUAUUAAGUACUGUUAUUCAUUUACUAAAUAUGAAUGCCUAGUGGGGGGAAAAACAUUCAGGAACUUUGUUCUUUUUCAAUGAUUUCUCCUUAGCUGACAAAAUAAAGUAUGCAGAAAUGUA